Messenger RNA from Dioscorea cayenensis subsp. rotundata (Guinea yam), 1605 nucleotides. Its product is annotated as E3 ubiquitin-protein ligase MBR2-like. The record is from RefSeq and is a predicted model, not a curated record. The transcript has 7 exons. Bases 1 to 1404 code for a protein of 467 amino acids. Gene Ontology annotation, molecular function: ubiquitin protein ligase activity. NCBI's taxonomy places the organism in Eukaryota, Viridiplantae, Streptophyta, Magnoliopsida, Dioscoreales, Dioscoreaceae.
AUGUUUCUGAGACUGGAAGUGCUGGAAUGGGCUUACAGCAGUCACAUGCACCUAUUUCUAAUGAGUGAGGUUGUCAUCAAUACUGAGAGCUUAUUGGAGCAGGGAGAUGAACAAGAUAGCUCACGGACUUUUGUUCCUGUUUCCGCUGAUGAUUCUAGCCUUAUAAUCAUGUUUGACUCCAGCAAUGUUUCAGAUGAUACUCUUGAAGAAGAACGCCCGAAUCAGAGAUUGAGGAUUGAAGCUGAAAAUUUACCAUUUGAUGCUUAUCCUGCUGAUAACGUGGCUGGUGACUCUGAAAAUGAGAUGUUGAAUUCUAUGAUUGGAAUCCACCAUACUGAUCAGGAAGAUCAAUCUGCUAUUGUCGCUUCUGAUCAGACACUAGAAGCUCCUCCAAUGGAUUUGGAUGCUGCGAACACAAAUCUGAAUGGCCGCUCUCGUUUGUCAGUGGCUUCUUUCUUGCCUCAAAGCAUCAGUGCUUUGAUAUUGCCAGAGGCUUUUGCUGCCACCAUAGAGGAUCUGAUCAAUUCUAUCCCUGCUGAGGAUUUGCAAGCUGCAUCCAGCGAGAUAGCAUUUAUGGUUAACCAGCAAUCCGAGGGGAGUUCAGAAGAUGCUAAUGGUGAUAACACUGAGAAUUUGAUUGUAGGUUUGCAAAAUGAGGACUUGACCAAUGAAAGCAGUAUCAUACCUAGUGAUAGGACUGGCAUUACAGAGACUGGUGUAGCAAUUGGAUCCCGUCAAAGCACCUCGCACCUCAAUCAUCAUCAACGAGGGCAUACUCCUAGUAACACCCAAUCAGAAGCCCCUGCUGGUAGCUUUAGCUCUUUAUCCAAUCAGAAUCAGAUGAACCAAAUCGAGAGAGACCAGCGAUCUCAUUCUAAUGUUGAUCCCCAACCAUUCUAUGGUUUAGCUGGUUUCUUGGAUCGGGACAGCGACGAUGAUGAAGAAACUGAUUUUCCCCCAUUGAUGCAAGCCUCUUGGCAGGGCCGUGCAAGAGGAGCUUAUGGAAUCAGCGAGUUACAAUUUCUCUUCGGCCAAGAUUAUGUGCGCAGGCGAGGUUCAUUUCGGUCUGAGAGUUCCCGCUACUAUGACCGCCAUAGAGACAUGCGGCUUGAUGUCGACAACAUGUCAUAUGAGGAAUUACUGGCGCUUGAAGAACGAAUCGGUGUCGUGAGCACUGGACUCAAUGAACAAGAGAAGUCAAAAUGUAUGAAGCUUUGGACAUUUGCAUGCGCUCCAUCACCAGAAAAAGAGCCGGAACCAUGCUGUAUUUGCCAAGAAGAAUUCAUUGAUGGCGCAGAAAUGGGGUCUCUGAUAUGCGGCCAUAAUUUUCACGCCGAGUGUAUAAAGAAAUGGCUGGAUGACAAAAAAAUAUGUCCAUAUUGUCGGGGAAUCUGCUGUCGAUGAGAAAUCGCAGCCGUAGAUAUGAGUCAGUAAAGUAGAAAGUUAGAAACAAAAAAAUCCCCAUGGAAUAGAUACAUCGAAAAUACGUGUUCUAUACUAUUAAAUUGACUUGGAACUAUUUGGAUUGGUUCGGCAUCUAGUUGAACAUUGGUAGUCAUUUAGCUUUAACCUUGCUGAAGUAUAUAUAUAUAUAUAUGUUUUAAA